This is a messenger RNA of Arachis ipaensis, 1050 nucleotides long. RefSeq names its product protein FAR1-RELATED SEQUENCE 5-like. The record is from RefSeq and is a predicted model, not a curated record. NCBI's taxonomy places the organism in Eukaryota, Viridiplantae, Streptophyta, Magnoliopsida, Fabales, Fabaceae.
AUGGGCAAGACAAUCAGUUUGUCACUGGAUGAAAGUGAAUCUAAGUUAGGCCUUUCAAACAAUGAUGUUGUUGACAAGGAUGACUUAGAAAAGGCUGAGUUGUUGUCAAAUGAGGAUGGUCGUGAAUAUGAAGACAUGACUGGGUUGAGUGCAAAGGAUAUAAUGAAAAAUGUGUUUCGAAGUGAAGAGCAUGCGAAUGAGUUUUAUUUGAAGGUAGGAAAAUGCAAGAGAUUUGGGGUCCGUAAGGGAGACUAUGCGAAGGAUGAAGAUGGGACUAUAGUGAGAAAAAGGUUCUUCUAUAACAGGGCUGACCUAAGGGAUGAAAAGCACUACAACAAAUUAGAUAGGAAGAGAUCUCAUAGGCCUGAGACACGCACAAAUUGCCAGGCCCUUAUGUCUGUAUACCUUGAUAAGGGGAGCUCAAUUUGGAAGGUUCGAAAAGUAAUCCUCGAGCAUAACCAUGAAUUGAUGCAUAGGGGAAUGAUUCACAUGAUCCGAAGUUUCUGGGCAAUAUCUAGUUCCGCAAAGGCCCACAUGGAUGGAAUGCAUGCGUAUGGCUUGCCAACGUCUAAGAUAUUAGGGUACAUGGCUGGGAUUGUGGGUGGUUAUUCUUGUUUGGGUUUUACCAAGAAGGACGCAUACAACUAUAUUGAUCGUUCGAAGCAUGCAAAGGUUGUUGAUGGAGACAUGAACGCUGCUAUAGUCUACCUGGAAGGCAAGGCAGCUGCUGAUCCUAUGUCUAUCGCCCGGUACAAUUUGACUGAAGAAGGUAUGUUGGCAAACAUGUUUUGGGAAAAUGGUCCUAGCAGGGUUGAUUUUCAACACUUCGGGGACGUGGUUGCAUUCGAUUCGACAUAUAAGAAGAACAAAUACAACAUACCUCUUGUCAUAUUCUUCGGUUCAAACAACCAUAAGCAAACAAUAAGUUUUUGUUUUGGUUUGGUUUUAGAUGAGACAAUCGAUUCAUACAGGUGGAUGUUGGAGAACUUGUUAGAAGUCAUGUGUGGCAAGAUGCCCUCUAUUGUCGUGACUGACGGGAUGAAUCAAUGA